UAAUAGUACAUUGUCUAUUCCAUGCCAGUGUGAAAAGUGAGAGAGGUAGAGAGAGGGAAGAGAAGAAUCUGUGGAGGAAGCACGAGCAGCUUUUCUUUCUUUGUUUUCUGUUUUUCUUUCAUCUACAAAAAUUCAACAAAGGAAGCACCAAGCACUAUCCUCGUGAUAAAGAGAGAGAAAGCACACGCAAAACGAAACCAAGCAGACCUAGAGAGAGGGGGAGAGUGAAGGGUGUUUACCGGAAAAAAUGACUGCCGGUGGAUGCUCAGGUAGGCUACCGACGUGGAAGGAGAGAGAGAAUAACAAGAGAAGAGAGAGGAGGAGAAGAGCUAUAGCUGCUAAGAUAUAUUCAGGGCUUCGAGCUCAAGGAAACUAUAAACUCCCUAAACAUUGUGAUAAUAAUGAGGUGUUGAAAGCUCUUUGUGCAGAGGCUGGUUGGAUCGUUGAAGAAGAUGGCACAACAUAUCGCAAGGGCUCUAAGCCACCUCCACUGGAGAUUGCAGGCACUCCAACAAACAUCAGUGCAUGUUCCUCUAUUCAACCUAGCCCACAAUCCUCAAAUUUCCCUAGUCCUGUUCCUUCCUACCAUGCCAGUCCAACAUCCUCUUCAUUUCCGAGCCCUACUCGUUUCGAUGCAAAUCCUUCCACAUACCUUCUCCCUUUCCUCCGUAACAUAGCUUCAAUCCCUGCGAACCUCCCUCAGCUUAGAAUAUCCAAUAGUGCUCCUGUAACUCCACCGCUUUCUUCCCCUACUAAUAGAAGUUCAAAGAGGAAAGCUGAUUGGGAAUCCUUUUCAAAUGGAUCACUAAACUCCUUUCGCCAUCCCCUUUUUGCUGUCUCUGCCCCUUCAAGCCCUACACGACGCCAGCAUCUUACACCAGCUACUAUACCAGAAUGUGAUGAAUCGGAUGCCUCAACUGUUGAUUCUGGUCGCUGGGUGAGUUUUCAGGCUGUUGCUCCUCAAGUAGCUCCUCCUUCACCGACGUUUAAUCUUGUCAAACCAAUUGGUCAGCAGAGUAUGUUUCAGGAUGGAAUUGAUCAUGGGCAUGGAGGAUUUGGUUGGGGGGCAGGUGCAGAGAGGGGAAGAGGGUCAGAGUUUGAAUUUGAGAAUGGCAGGGUGAAGCCAUGGGAAGGUGAGAGGAUCCAUGAAAUAGGAGUGGAUGAUCUCGAGCUCACACUUGGGAGCGCAAAGGCUCAUGGUUAAGCCAGUGAUUGCUCUUAAGUUUGGGAAUGUAACAAGAAGGGAAAUAAUUGGAGGUUGUGCAUUCUCAAUGGUAAACUUGGUUUACCUUAGCCAAGCUGAAUUGGCGAUGCUGGGAGAAUGCAUGUGAGUUGUGUGAUUCUGGGAAGGCCUCAUUAUAUAUUUCCUUGUAGAUGUACAGUUCCUUUUUCUUGGAGCAAUGGCAGGAAUCUGUAUCUAUCUGAUUCAACUCAUUGGCAGCCUUCCUGGAAGGACCAUAUAAGGUCCCCAAAUUUUCAUAUGGGGAAAAGACUGGUGCAAGUGAUUUAGAAGGUUGUAUUCUUCGUUAAUCUGUUUAUGUUUAGAGUAUUUCUUUCAACUCUACAUUGAUGAUUAUAGUAUCCUAUUUAAAUUGUCAUUAGGAUGACCUUUACUAGCUUCAAUCAAGAGCAAAGAUUGUGUACUAAACUUAUCUGGGAUUUGAGUUUAUAUAAUCUGUAGGCUUGAAGAAA
Messenger RNA from Jatropha curcas, 1692 nucleotides. The record is from RefSeq and is a predicted model, not a curated record. Lineage: Eukaryota; Viridiplantae; Streptophyta; Magnoliopsida; Malpighiales; Euphorbiaceae.